Molecule: messenger RNA, 31901 nt
Organism: Hemicordylus capensis (graceful crag lizard)
Lineage: Eukaryota; Metazoa; Chordata; Lepidosauria; Squamata; Cordylidae
Gene: OBSCN
Product: obscurin, cytoskeletal calmodulin and titin-interacting RhoGEF
Exons: 115
Coding region: 229-28833 (9534 amino acids)
Biological process (GO): protein phosphorylation
Molecular function (GO): ATP binding; protein binding; guanyl-nucleotide exchange factor activity
Source: RefSeq, a predicted model, not a curated record
CUGAAGCUACUGCUGGGGGACUAGGGGCUCACCUUCAGCGUGUCCCCGACCUCACUGGGGUUUCUGUUUUAUUUGCCACAGGGUGGGGAGACCAAGACCCUGUUGGUCUCCCCAUGCCCCCUUCAACUAUCUAUCUCCUUUGUGCCAGCUCAGUAAGGAUUUGCUUUCCCUCACUCCACUGAAAGUGGUUUAUUUCCUCCAAGUUUAAGGCGACUCCAGGAUAUCAAGAUGGAUUAUAGUUCUUACAGCGGAGUCCCAAGGUUCUUGACCAGGCCUAAGGCCUUUGUGGUGUCCAUGGGGAAAGAUGCUACCCUGAGCUGCCAGAUUAUUGGAAACCCCAUCCCACUAGUGAGUUGGGAGAAGGAUAAACUUCCUAUCCAGACGGGGGGAAGGUUUAAAAUGGUGGAAGAUGGUGAUCUAUAUCGUUUAACGAUUUAUGACUUAAACCUGGAGGACAGUGGCCAAUAUAUCUGCAGGGCCAAGAACACCAUUGGAGAAGCUUUUGCUGCUGUCAGCAUCAAAGUUGGGGAGAAAACCACUGUGACUGAAUCGGCCCCUUACUUCAUCCAGAAGCCGACUUCUAUUAGAGUGAUCAUGGGAGAAGAUGCUAUGUUCAAGUGCAUUGUUCAGGGCAGCCCUCCCCUUUCUGUCAACUGGGAGAAAGAUGGACGGCACCUGGGAGGGAGGACAGAGUCCAACCGCAUCCAGAUUGAGUCCCAGGGAGAGAAAAAUGCCCUCAAGAUCCAAAGUACUCGGUUGGUGGACAGUGGGACAUACACUUGCCGUGCCGAGAAUCCUCUUGGAGCCACCAGUGCGGCGGCUGCACUGGUGGUUGAUACACCAGAUUCUUGCAGCCCAGGUGGCACCAGACACAAUAUAGACAUGGGCUAUAGCAAGACUUCUCCACUGCUAUCACACAUGCAAAAAAGGCGGGAAGAAAUCAGGAAGACAGACUUAACCACCACAGACUCCAUGAUCUCCACAGCGUUCUCCACAGAAGGACGGUCAAAACUUGGCCUGAGUCUCUCCCUUGAUUAUGAGAGGGCUGCUAGUUUGACUGCCAAGAGCUUUCGGAGUGAUGGUUCCUCCUAUGGUGCAACAACACGUACUUUCACCGUUACUGAGGGUAAACAUGCCAAGAUGAGCUGCUAUGUGACAGGAGAACCCAAGCCAGAGAUAGUUUGGAAGAAAGAUGGUGAAGUUAUCCUUGAAGGGCGGAGGCAUAUCAUCUAUGAGGAUGAGCAGGAGAACUUUGUGUUGAAGAUCCUCUUCUGCAAGCAGGUUGAUAAUGGUCUCUAUACUUGCACAGCUUCCAACCUGGCGGGGCAGACAUACAGUUCUGUGCUGGUCACAGUCAAAGAACCGAGAAUACCUUUCAAGUCGAAACUAAGAGAUCUGGAAGUUCGAGAGAAAGAAUCAGCCACCUUCCAGUGCGAGGUGCCUCUUGUCAGCACAGAAACCACCUGGUUCAAGGAAGAGACGAAACUUCAGCAGAGCCAGAAGUACAACAUUGAAGAACAAGGCACGCAUCGGAAGCUCACCGUUCAGAAUGUUACCAUGGAUGAUGAUGCUGUCUAUAUCUGUGAAAUGAAAGAAGGUAGCAGAACCAUUGCAGAACUGAGCGUCCAAGGAAAUAUUAUCAAGAAAUUGCCCAGAAAGACUGCUGUCAGUGUAAAAGACACUGCUAUAUUCUGUGUGGAACUGGAAAACAAGUGCCAGAAAUUCCGGUGGCUGAAGAACAAGGAAGAAUUGAAACCCAACAGCCGAAUCGUCAUCACCUCAUCUGGCAAAGAAUACAGCAUGAUAAUCCGAGACUGCAAAAUGGAGGAUUCGGGUGAGAUUGUAUUUGUGGCUGAUGAGUGCAGAACAUCCACUCAGUUUACGGUAUCUGCUCCAAAGAAGCCUCCAUCUCAUCCCCCAGUUGACCCAGUGGUGAAAAAUAAAACAGAAACCUCAGUGACGUUAGCCUGGUCCUCUCCUAAGAUGGAGCGCCCCAUCCCUAUUGACGGAUACCUAGUGGAACGUAAGAAAUUGACUGGAUUCACCUGGCUGAAGUGCCAUGAAUCCCUCAUUCCUGAAACUGAGUUCACAGUAAACAACCUCGAAGAGGCUGACUAUCAAUUCCGAGUGUGUGCAGUCAACAAUUAUGGCCAGAGCGACUACCUUGAGUUCCCAGGAACCUUGCAUCUCGAACCAGUAUUGGCAGUAAGAAGCUCUCUGAAGAAUGUGGAAGUGGCACCGGGCAGGGAUGCCAUCUUUACUGUUGACCUCACUAACACUUGUUCUGGCUUAUGGUAUAUUAAUGGCAACGUUGUACAGAACAGUGACAAAUACAUCAUUACAAGGACCAGGACAACCCACAGCCUCACAGUUAAGAGGGUCACAAGUGCUUUUAAAGAGGCAGAGGUGAAAUUUGUUGCCAAUAAUCUUGAAAGCACCGCCAAGAUAAGUUUGAAAGAUGAAGUGGCCAAGUUUGUCGACCAGUCAGUUCCUGGGAUUUCUGUCAAGCUCUUGGAACCGUUUGAGCUGGUGUGUGAGGUGUCAUCGCCCCACGACCUCGCUGUCUGGAGGAAAGAGAAAAAAGAGAUUAGGCCAGACCAGAGAGUGACAUUUACCUCUCAAGGAACAUACCGGAAACUUGUGGUCAACAGUGCAAUGCAACAUGACAAAGGGAUCUAUACUUGUGAAACUAAAGAUGACAAGUUAACAUUCCAUGUUGAUGUCAGAGAACCUGAGCCAGUAUUUGCCAAUAAGGAGAAGGUGCAGAAAGAGAUCAACGCUGUCCUUUCAGAGAAUGCCUCCCUCAUCUGUGAGGUGGCCCAGGCUACGACAGAAGUGAAGUGGCUCAAGGAUGGUCAACUUAUCAUACCCAGCCGGAAAUUCAAGGUAGAAACUGAAGGUAAAACCCGGCGGCUGACUGUGCAGCAGGUGGAGAAGAGAGAUGCCGGCGAAUACACCUGUGAGGCCAUGGGCCAAAAACUGAUCUUCAAAGUUGUCGUUACAGAAGCAAAAGCUGAAGAGGUGUUUGCCAAUAAAGAGAAGAUACAGAAAGAAGUCAAGGCUGCCCUUUCAGAAAACGCCUCCCUCAGCUGCGAGGUGGCCCAGGCCAAGACAGAAGUGAAGUGGUUCAAGGAUGGGAAAUCUAUCACUUCCAGUAAGAAAUUCAAGAUAGAAUCUGAAGGCAAAAACCGGCAGCUGGUUGUGCAGCAGGUGGAGAAGAAAGAUGCUGGCGAAUACACCUGUGAAGCAGCAGGCCAAAAACUGACCUUCAAAGUUGUCGUUACAGAAGCAGAAGCUGUUGACAUAUUUGCCAAUAAGGAGAAGGUGCAGAAAGAAGUCAAGGCUACCCUCUCAGAAAAUGCUUCCCUCAGUUGCGAGGUGGCCCAAGCCAAGACAGAAGUCAAGUGGUUCAAGGAUGGUAAAUCUAUAACCUCCAAUAAGAAAUUCAAGGUAGAAGCUGAAGGUAAAACCCGCUGGUUGGUUGUGCAACAGGUGGAGAAGAAAGAUGCUGGUGAAUACACCUGUGAGGCUGCUGGCCAAAAGCUGACCUACAAAGUCAUUGUCACAGAAGCGGAAGCUGAAGAGGUAUUCUCCAACAAAGAGAAGAUACAGAAAGAGAUCAAGGCCACCCUUUCAGAAAAUGCCUCUCUGAGCUGUGAGGUGGCCCAGGCCAAGACAGAAGUGAAAUGGUUCAGGGAUGGGAAAUCUAUCACCUCCAAUAAGAAAUUCAAGGUAGAAACUGAAGGCAAAAUUCAGCGCCUAAUUGUGCAGCAGGUGGAGAAGAAAGAUGCCGGCGAAUACACCUGUGAGGCUGCUGGCCAGAAACUCUCCUUCAAAGUCAUUGUUACAGCAGAAGUUGAAGAGGUGUUUGCCAACAAGGAGAAAUUACAGAAAGAGGUGAAGGCUGCCCUUUCAGAAAACACCUCCCUCAGCUGUGAGGUGGCUCAGGCCAAGACAGAGUUGAAGUGGUUCAAGGAUGGCAAAUCUAUCACCUCCAAUAAGAAAUUCAAGGUAGAAUCCGAAGGCAAAACCCGGCGGUUGAUUGUGCAGCAGGUGGAGAAGAAAGAUGCUGGCGAGUACAUCUGUGAGGCCGGUGGGCAAAAGUUGACCUUCAAAGUCAUUGUUACAGAAGCAGAAGCUGAAGAGGUGUUUGUCAACAAGGAGAAGAUACAGAAAGAGGUCAAGGCUGCCCUUUCAGAAAAUGCCUCCUUGAGCUGUGAGGUGGCCCAAGCCAAGACAGAAGUGAAGUGGUUCAAAGAUGGGAAAUCUAUCACCUCCAAUAAGAAAAUAAAGGUUGAAUCAGAAGGCAAAACCCGGCGGUUGAUUGUGCAGCAGGUGGAGAAGAAAGAUGCAGGCGAAUACAUCUGUGAGGCUGCUGGCCAGAAACUCUCCUUCAAAGUCGUUGCUACAGAAAAGGAAGCCGAAGAUGUGUUUGCCCACAAGGAGAAGGUACAGAAAGAGGUCAAGGCUGCAUUUACAGAGAGUGCCUCCCUUUGCUGUGAGGUGUCUCAGGCUAAGACGGAAGUGAAGUGGUUCAAGGAUGGUAAAUCAAUCACAUCCAGCAAGAAAUUCAAGGUAGAAUCCGAAGGCAAAACCCGGCGGUUGAUUGUGCAGCAGGUGGAGAAGAAAGAUGCCGGCGAGUACAUCUGUGAGGCUGCUGGCCAAAAACUGUCCUUCCAAGUCAUUGCUACAGAAGCAAAAGCUGAAGAGGUGUUUACCAACAAGGAGAAGGUACAGAAAGAGGUCAAGGCUGUCUUUUCAGAAAAUGCCUCCCUCAGCUGUGAGGUGGCCCAGGCCAAGACAGAAGUGAAAUGGUUCAAGGAUGGCAAAUCUAUCACUGCCAGUAAGAAAUUCAAGAUAGAAUCUGAAGGCAGAACCCGGCGGUUGAUUGUGCAGCAGGUAGAGAACAAAGACGCUGGUGAAUACGCCUGUGAUGCUGCUGGCCAAAAACUUACCUUCAAGGUCACUGUUACAGAAGCAGAAGUUGAUGAAUUUGCCAACAAGGAGAAAGUAAAGAGAGAAGUCAAGGCUGUCCUUUCAGAGAACUCUUUCCUCAGCUGUGAGGUGGCCCAGGCCAAGACAGAAGUGAAGUGGUUUAGGGAUGGGAAACCAAUCACACCCAACAAAAAAUUCAAGAUAGAAACUGAAGGCAAAACCCGGCGGUUGGUUGUGCAGCAAGUGGAGAAGAAAGAUGCUGGCGAGUACAUUUGUGAAGCUGGCAACCAGAAACUGACCUUCAGACUUAAUGUUGCAGAGCACGAGGCAGCAGUUGUAUUUGUACACAAGGAGAAGGUACAGAAGGAAGUCAAGGCUGUGGUGAAGGAGAGCACUGCUUUGGUCUGUGAGGUGGCCACCUCUGAUACACAAGUGAAAUGGUACAAAGACGGGAAACCACUCAGUCCCAGCAAAAAAAUCAAGACAGAGUCUGUCGGCACCUCCCGGAAGCUGGUUGUGGAGCAGGUGGAGAAGAAAGAUGCUGGGGAAUAUGUCUGUGAAGCUGCUGGCCAGAAACUGACUUUCAAGGUGGAGGCCGUUGAAAUCCCAGUGAAGUUUGCCAAGACACUGGAGCCUGUUAAGGCCGAGAUUGGAGGGACCCUGACUCUGAAUUGUGAACUCAGUCAUCCUGGAGGUGAGGUGGUCUGGCGCAAGGAUGGAGUGGAGCUCAAAGCUAACAAGCGCUACCAGAUGCGUGAGAUUGGUGAGAAGAGGGUCCUGAUCAUCACAGGCCUCCGGGCAGAAGACAAAGGAGAUUACUGCUGUGAAACCAAGGAUGACAAAUGCAGUGUUCGUGUCACCCCCACAGCUCCAAGAGUGGUGAAGUUUGUCAAAGGCCUCCACAAUAUAGUAGGUGAAGAAGGCAAGGAGGCUGUUUUCAAGUGCAUCAUCUCCCCUAGUGAUGCUGCCAUCACAUGGAGCCGAAAUGGAGCCAAAAUUGAAGCCAGCAAGAAAUAUGUCAUCUCUCAGAAAGAUGCAAACCACAGCCUCACCAUCACUGACUUGACUCUGAAGGAUGCUGGUGAAAUUUCAGCAGAAGCAGAAGGAGUGGAAAGCAAGGCAACCCUCAAGGUGGAAGAGACACCAGUGGUAUUUGUGAAGAAACUUGAGGCCAAAACUGUUGAGGAGAAGGAGACUGUGACUCUUGAAGUGGAGCUGUCAAAGCCAAGCGUGGAAGUGAAAUGGAUGAAGAAUGGCAGUGUGCUCCAUUCGGGUGGCAACAUGGAGAUCAUGGCCCAAGGGACGAAACACAGCCUGGUAAUUAAGAGUGCUGUCAGCACGGACCGUGGUUUUUACUCCUGUGAGACCCUCCAUGACAAGACCCAGGCAAAAGUAGCUGUGGAAAUGAGGCCUAUCAAGCUGGUGAAGGGCCUGCAGCAGACGGAGAUCCAUGAGACAGAAGCCGUCACCUUUGAGGUGGAGUUGUCCCAUGAGAAUGUGGAAGCAGUCUGGAUGAAGGAUGGCCUGAGGCUGAAAGCAAAGGACAACUGCUGCAUUAGUGCCCAGGGGAAGAAGCAUUCACUGACCCUUUCUUCCCUUGCGAUUGAGGACUCGGGUCUUAUCUCCUUUAAGGCAGAAGGUGUUCUCUCAACAGGCAGACUUAUCGUGACAGAACGGCCAGUGAAAAUAAUCAAACCUUUGGUAGAUAUCAAAGCUGAGAACAAAGAUGAUGUAACCUUUGAGUGUGAACUUUCCAGGCCUAAUGCGGAAGUGAAAUGGCAAAAGGAUGGAGUUCUGCUACGACCAAAUAAAAAAUGGGUAAUGGUUGCCCGAGGGAUGAAGAGGAGCCUCACAAUUCACAAAUGUGAAUUUGAAGACCAAGGAAAAUAUACGUGUGACGCUUCUGAUGACAAGAGUUCGGCUGCCUUGGAGAUCAAGGCCCGAGAUAUCAAGAUUGUGAAGCCGUUAGAAGAUGUGGAAGUGAGUGAAAAAGAAAGUGCUUCUUUUCUGUGCGAGAUUUCACAUGAUGAUGUACAAACCCAGUGGUACAGCAAUGAAAACAAAAUCCGGGCUGGAGACAAUGUCAGGUUGCGUCAAGAAGGGAAGAGCUACGCCCUGGUCUACAGAAGUGUGGAGGUGGAGGAUUCUGCAGACAUCAAAUUUGUAGCAGAAACAGCAGAAUCUCGAGCAAAACUUAAAGUCAAAGAACUGCCUGUAAAGAUUGUAAAACCUCUCCGUGUUAAGAUUGCCAUUGAGAAACACAGAGGUUUUAUGGAGUGCAAAGUAUCUCGAGCAAAUGCCGAGGUCACGUGGUACAAGAACAAGCAGCAACUCCACCCUAGCCAAAAGUACGAGAUGGUGAGUGACGGGCUCUACAGGAAGCUCAUGAUCAAUGACACGGUGUUUGAAGAUGAAGACAUCUACACUUGUGACGCCAUUGACGAUAAAAGCAGUGCUCAGUUCUAUGUGGAAGAGCAAUCCAUUAAUAUCGUGAAGGAGCUGAGGGAUGUGGAGGUGACAGAGCCGGCAGAAGCCAGGUUUGAGUGUGAGAUCUCCAUUGACUCUGUGAAGCCCCCGAAGUGGUCUCUUCGAGGAGAGCUCCUUCAGGCCAGCAAGGAUAUUGUGCUGGAGCAAGAGAGGAGGAUUCACCGCCUGAUCCUGAGGAAGACUGAUGUGGACAUGACGGGCACCAUUCAGUUUGCGAUUGGCAAAGCCAAGUCUUUGGCCAACUUGGUUGUAAAAGAUCUUGAAGUGACCAUUACAAGGCAGCUAGAGGACAAGGUUGUUCAAGAAACCCAUUCAGUUGUCUUUUCCUGUGAUUUCAAGCCUUCUCCAAAGGUUAUCAAAUGGUACAAAGAUCACACCCCCAUCGAACCUUCGGAGAGAUUUAAACUAAAAAAUGAGAAAAAUACGGCAGAGCUCAAAAUCCUGAGGCUAGUGGUUGGAGAUUCUGGCCUGUACAAAUGCAAAGCCGGGAAUGUAGAGACGAAAGCCAUGCUGUCUGUUUUGGAACGCAAAGUGGACAUAACCAAACACCUACAGGAUAUGGAGAUUGAAGAGGAGAGCUGCGCCAUCUUCUCCUGUGAGCUCUCAGAGGACACGGAGGAUGUUGAAUGGUUCCUCAAUGAUACACAUCUCUUCCCCAACAACUUCAAUGAGAUCAAGAGGAUGGGCAAGUUGCACAGCCUGACUCUGAAACAUGUCAUGCCAGAAGAUGCUGGGACGGUGACAGUGAAGGUGCAGAAGAAGGUCUCCGAGAGUGUUCGGCUGAAAGUGAAAGAAAAGCCGGUUGUCUUCAUGAAAUCCUUGGAUGACGUUGUUGGAGAGGAGCGUAGCACAGUCAGUUUGGAGUGCGAGGUCUCCAAGCCGAAAGUCAAGCCCAUCUGGAAAAAAGAGGGCACGGAGCUCACCCCAGGAGACAAGUAUGAGAUGCUGCAAGCUGGCAAGACACUGGGUCUUGUCAUCCAUGACCUGAACAAGAGUGAUGCUGGCUUGUAUACGUGUGAUCUUGGUACAGAGAUUGCCAAGUCUAAAGUCAGCAUUCAAGAGCUUAACAUUGGCAUCACAAAACGCCUAAAGAGCAUUGAAGUCCUAGAAGGGGAGAGCUGCAGCUUUGAAUGCGUUCUCUCGCAUGAAAGUGUUGAAGACUGCCAUUGGCUAGUCAAUGGAUCGGAAAUAGGCCACGAUGGACGGUUUAGAGCAUUCAACAAAGGGCGGAAAUAUACACUCAACAUCAAAAAAACCCUGGCUUCAGAUGCUGGGGAGGUGGUUUUUUCUGUCCGCGACUUAAACUCCAAAGCUUCUUUGGUUGUGAAAGAAAAGCCAGCAGAAUUUACAAGGCAGCUGGAGGACAAGACAACAUCCGUGGGCCAAGAGGUGAGCCUGACGUGUGACUUAUCGAAGUGGGACAGCAACCUGAAGUGGCGCAAGGAUGGGAAAGAAAUCCGAAGGAGCCAGAAGUAUGACCUGCGGCAGGAAGGGAACCGGGCAAUCUUGAUCAUCCAUGAUGCCACUGUCAAGGAUAGCGGGGAAUACACGUGUGAGUCGGAAAUCUCCAAAACAAAAGCCACACUUACUGUGGAAGAAGCAGGAAAUUGUUUCACCAAAGACCUUUCAGACCUGAAGAUGGAUGAAAACAAAAAAGCCAUUUUUACUUGUGAAACCAAGAGGCCGGCUUCAGCUGUGACGUGGAGGAAAGGGAUUACCGAUAUUAAGGCAAGCAAAAAACAUGAGAUCAGCCAGAAGGGGAACAUUCUGCAACUCAUAGUGAAUGACUUAAAGGAAAGUGACAGUGACAUCUACACCUGCGACAUUGGCGAUACCCAAUCCAGUGCCAAGCUGGUUAUACAAGCCCUGCCAGUUCUUUUUGAACGACAACUCCAAAGCAGUGAGACUAAGGAAGGAAACAAGGUCCGGCUCACUUGCGAGCUUAGCAAACCGGACCUUCCAGUACAGUGGACCAAGGGGAAUGAAGUGCUCCAGGCUGGGGACAAGUAUGAGCUCAAGCAGCGUGGCACAGUGGCGGAGCUUGUCAUUCGGGACGCAAAGGCCACUGAUGCUGGGGAAUAUUCUUGCAGCAUCGGCGAGCUCAAGACUUCUGCACGUGUGGAAGUGGCGGCUGUGCCCGCCCUUUUCAAACAAGAACUUAAGGACACGGAGAAGGAAGAGGGGGCCGCUAUAGUUUUAAGCUGUGUACUCACUAAGCCCGAUGUUCCUGUGGCCUGGAAGAAAGGAACAACCGUUCUUCAGGCUAGUGAGAAGUACAGAAUGAAGCAGGAGGGGUGUGUGGCUGAACUGGUCAUUCACAAUGCCGAGCCAGAAGAUGCUGGGAAAUAUCUCUGUGACACUGGAGAUCAGCAGAGCACAGCUCAGGUCAAAAUCCAUGCUGUGCCUGUCCAUUUCAAAGAAGUACUAAAGAAUGUGGAAGCCACCCAAGGUGGGACAGUCACUCUGCACUGUGAGCUGAAUAAGUCUGCUCCAGUGGAGUGGAUGAAGGGACACAAAGGUCUAAGGCCCAGCAACAAAUACAGAGUGAAGAAAGAAGGAACCAUUGCUGAGUUGACGAUCCAUGACCUAGACCUAAAGGAUGCUGGGGAUUAUACAUGUACCUCUGGAGACCAAAAGACAACAGCUGUUUUAACUGUUAAUGCCUUGGCAGCACACUUCAAAACACAACUCAAGAAUGAGGAAGCAACAGAGAGUGGGACAGCCACUCUGCACUGUGAGCUGACGAAAGCCGUUGACUCUGUUGAGUGGAUGAAGGAUCAGAUGGUGCUGAAACAGAGCAACAAGUACAGAAUGAGACUAGAAGGGCGCUUUGCAGAACUCACCAUCCAAGAUCUGGAGCUGACAGAUGCUGGGAGUUACACCUGUGUGUGUGGAGAUCAGAAGACGACUGCAGCUUUAAAAGUGAAUGCACUGCCUGUGUUUUUCCAAGAAGAACUAAAAAGCAAGGAGGCUACAGAGGGUGAGACAACCACACUUCACUGCAGGUUGAGCAAGGCUGCCUCAGUGGAGUGGCAGAAAGGUCAGAGGGCACUCAAGCCAAGUGGCAAAUGCCAAAUAAAACAGGAAGGUCCAUGUGCUGAGCUGGCCAUCUGUGAUUUGGAUCUGGCAGAUUCUGGAGACUACACGUGUACAUGUGGGGGCCAGAAGACCACAGCUCACCUGACAGUGAAUGUCCUUCCUAUACUUUUCACCAAGCCCCUGAAAGAUGAAGAAGCUACAGAAGGCAAAAAUGUCACUCUGCGAUGCGAGCUGAACAAAGCCUCCACUGUUGUUGAGUGGAAGAAAGGACACAAGACCCUCAAGUCAGGCAGCAAGUAUAAAAUGAGAUGUGAAGGUGCCAUUGCUGAGCUGAUAAUCCAAAACCUGGAAGUAACAGAUUCUGGAAGUUAUAGUUGUAUAUCUGGAGAGCAGCAGACCAUGGCAUCCCUAGAAGUCAAGGCCCUGCCCGUGCUUUUCAAAGAAGGACUGAAGAAUAGGGAAGCUGUAGAAGGGGCUACAGCCACUCUGCGCUGUGAAAUGAACAAGAUUGGCGCUGAAGUGAAGUGGACUAAGGGAUCCCAAACUCUCAAGCAGACUGACAAGUACAGGAUGAGGCAGGAAGGUAUUGCAGCUGAACUGCUGAUUCGUGAUCUGCAAGUGGAGGAUACAGGAGAUUAUACCUGUGUUUGCGGAGACCAGAAGACAACGGCCAUCGUGACUGUCCAUGCACUGCCUGCACGUUUCCAAGAAGAGCUCAAAAGCAAAGAAGCUACAGAAGGUGGGCUGGCCACCCUGCACUGUGAAUUAAGCAAACCUGCCCCAGUGGAGUGGAGAAAGGGUGAAAGGCUGCUCAAGCCGAGUGACAAAUACAAAAUCAAGCUGAAGGAUAAUGUUGCAGAGCUGACCAUCCACGACAUCACAGAGCAGGAUGCUGGAGACUAUGCUUGCGUGUGCGGGGAUCAGAAGACUUCUGCAUCUCUAACUGUGCGUGCCCUCCCUCCACAUUUCAAAAAAGAGCUGAAGAACCUGGAGGCUGCAGAAGGGGGAGCCGCUACUCUGCACUGUGAGCUGACCAAGACUUCAGCUCCCGUGGAGUGGAGGAAGGGCAACCAGGUGCUCAAGCCAAGCAACAAAUAUGACAUGAAGCUGGAAGGCAUCCUGGCGGAGCUUGUCAUUCACAGCUUGCAACUGGCAGAUGCUGGAGAGUACAGCUGCGCGCUUGGUGACUUGAAGACUUCGGCUUCCUUAACAGUGAAUGCUCUCCCUGCCCUCUUCAAGAAAGGCAUGGAGAACAAAGAGGCCUCAGAAGGUGAGAGUGUGGCUUUCCACUGCGAGUUGACAAAAGCCGCUCCAGUAGAAUGGAGGAGGAAGCACAAGACACUCAAGCCGAGUGACAAAUAUGAAAUGAGCCAAGAAGGUGCUGUCUUGGAGCUUGUUAUCCUCAGGCUAGAACCUAAAGAUGCUGGAGACUAUUCCUGCAUGUGUGGUGACCAGAAGACCACUGCAACUCUGACAGUGCACGCCCUACCUGUGCUUUUCAAAGAAGAAUUAGAAAGUGCAGAAGCCACAGAAAGUGGGACAGCGACUCUGCACUGUGAGCUGAACAAGGGUGCUCCAGUGCAAUGGAAGAAGGGCAGCCAGUUGCUGGAGCCCAGCGAAAAAUACAAAAUGAAGCAGAAAGACACUGCGGUGGAGCUGGUGAUCUAUAACCUGGAAGAGGAUGAUUCCGGCAAUUAUACCUGCGUGUGUGGCAGCCAGCAAACCACAGCUGCUUUAACAGUUCAUGUUCUGCCAGCCCUCUUCCAAGAAGACCUGAAGGGUGAAGAAGCCAUGGAAGGUGGAACAGCCACUUUCUGCUGCAAACUGUCUAAGGUCGCUCCAGUGGAGUGGAUGAUGGGGCAGUGUUUGCUCCAGGAGAGUGCAAAAUACAAAAUGAGGCAGGAAGGCUCUGUUGUUAAGCUGGUGAUUCAAGAUGUGGAGCUGACUGAUAAUGCUGAAUAUACCUGCAUCUGUGGAGACUACAAGACAGCCGCUUCCUUGAUCGUGCAUGCCUUGCCUGCACGUUUCAAAUGCAACCUGAAGAACAUGGAAGCCACAGAAAGUGGUGUGGCCACACUGCACUGUGAGCUGACCAAGUCUGCACCAGUGGAAUGGAAGAAGGAGCACCAAGUGCUCCAAGCAAGUGAAAAGUAUGUCAUGAAGCAAGAAGGCGUCAGUGCAGAGCUGGUGAUCCAUGACCUGGAUCUUCAGGAUAUGGGAGACUACACCUGUAUAUGUGGAGACCAACAAACCACAGCUACUUUGGCAGUCAAUGCAAUCCCUCCAUUUUUCAUGGAAGAGCUAAAGAAUGAACAAAUUAUGGAAGGAGGAACAGUAACACUAUGCUGCAAGCUGAGCAAAGAUGCUCCAGUAGUAUGGAAGAAAGGACACAGCUUCCUUAAAGUGGGUGAAAAGUAUGCAAUGAUACAGAAGGGGGCUACUGCUGAGCUGGUUAUCCAUCAUGUAGAACUGCAGGACGCAGGAGAUUAUACCUGUGUUUGUGAGGACCAGAAGACAACAGCUGCUUUAACUGUGCAUGUCUUACCAGCCCUUUUCAAAGAGGAACUAAUGGACCAGGAGGUCACUGAAGGUGAGGCUGCUACUCUUUGCUGUAAGCUGACUAAGGUGGCACCAGUUGACUGGAGAAAGGGGCAGCUGAUUCUCAAACAGUGUGAGAAGUACACAAUAAAACAGGAAGGCACCAUUUCCAUGCUGCUGAUUCACAGUCCAGAUGAAAAGGAUGCUGGAGAGUAUACCUGUGUAUGUGGAGACCAGCAUACCACGGCUGACUUAAGAGUUAAUGCUUUGCCUGUCCUUUUCAAACAAGAGAUGCGCAGUCAAGAAGUCACAGAAGGUGACACAGUCACUCUGCGUUGUGAACUGACAAAGCCUGAUGCCUUGGUGGAGUGGAGUAAGGAGCAUGAAGUCCUCAGAGAAAGUGACAAGUGCUUCCUUAGGCAGGAGGGUCCAUUGGUUGAGCUGGUGAUCUCUGAUGUUGACCUGAAUGAUGCUGGAGAAUAUAUUUGCACCUGUGGAGGCCAGCAGACGACAGCCACUUUAACAGUCCAGGCCCUCCCACCACAAUUCAAAAUGGAACUGAAGGACGUGGGAGCCAUGGAAAGCGGAACAGUCACGUUGCACUGCGAGCUCACCAAAGGCGCUCCAGUGCAGUGGAUGAAGGAAGAAAAGACACUCGCAGAGAGCAACAAAUACCGAAUGAGACAGGAAGACACUGCUGCAGAGCUGGUGAUCCAUGAUUUAGACAUUCAGGAUGCUGGGCGUUACACCUGUAUAUGUGGAGAGCAGAAAACAGCAGCUGUCUUAACUGUCAAUGCCCUCCAGCCUGAAUUUAAGCAAAGGCUGAAGAACGAGAAAGCUGAAGCCGGUGGAAGAGCCCACUUUCGUUGUGAGGUCACAGUGGUUAAGGCACCAGUGGAGUGGAGGAAAGAUGGCGUGGUGCUUCAUGCUGGUUCCAAAUACGAAAUGAAACAGGAAGGUACCAGCCGGGAGCUACUUAUUCACAGCCUGGAGGCUAAAGACAGUGGAGAAUAUUCUUGCAUCACUGGGGAUCAAACUACAUCUGCAACGCUAACGGUGAAGGAACUUGACAUCACCAUCAUCAGGGGCCUGAAGAACGCCGAGGUGUUUGAAGAUGAAGAUGUGACCUUCGAGUGUAAAGUUUCUCACGAGAAUGCAAAGGACGUGGAGUGGAAGCUGCAGGAUGCCUCCCUCCAGAGCAAUGAGAUGAAUGAGAUCUCUGUCGAGCAAGGAAAGGUCCACACGUUGAGGCUGAGGAAGGUCACCCAGCAGGAUUCUGGGACCAUUACUUUCCGUGUUGGACCAUACACCUCCACGGCACAGCUCAAAGUGAAAGCCCCACUUCCCACCUUUAAGGAAGAACUAGUUAACAAGGAGCUUCAGGAGGACAGUACAGCUAUCCUGAAAUGCGAAAUCUCCCAGCCCAACAUUUCAGCAACAUGGAAGAAAGGUGCCCAGGUGAUUUCUCCAAGCUCCAAAUACGAAAUCAAGCAAGAAGGAACAAUACAUACCUUAAAGAUUUAUAAUUUAAAAACAGAGGACUCUGGUAAAUACAGCUGUGACAUCGGGCAUCAGAAAACCACAGCAACCUUAUCAGUUGAAGCUACUCCAGCCCUUUUUGAAGUCCUGCUAGAGAACCAAGAAGUUGAGGAAGGUGCAGUGGUCACCCUCCUUGCCCACCUCUCCAAGCCUAAUGUCCCUGUGAAGUGGAGUAAAGGCUCAGCCAAGCUGCGAGCCAGCAACAAGUAUGAGAUGAGACAAAAGGGCUCUGCAGUUGAGCUUCUCAUUCAUGAUGCACUGCCUGAGGACUCUGGAGACUACACCUGCGACUCUGGGGACCAUCAGACCACGGCAUCUUUGUUGGUCAAAGCUUUGCCAGUGCUUUUCAUUAAGCCACUUGAAAAUCAGGAAGGAGAAGAGGGUGGCACAGUCACCCUGAGCUGCGAGAUCACUAAACCUGCACCUGUACAGUGGAAAAAGGAAGGGUCCCUGCUGCGGCCCAGUGACAAGUACAGGAUGAAGCAAGUAGGCACUGAGGUGGAACUGGUCGUUUCCAGGCUGAGCACUGCUGAUGCCGGGGAGUACACCUGUGACACAGGGGACCAGAAGAUGACUGUAGUUCUGCUGGUGAAAGAAUCGCCAACCACCAUCAUAGAGGCACUGAAAGAUAUAACUUUGUAUGAAAGUGAAGAUGCAGUAUUCCAGUGCAAGGUCUCUCGGGAGAAGGCUAAGGAUGUUCAGUGGAGUCUGGGAAAUGUACCUCUCCAGUCCAACGAAAUGAAUGAGAUCCAGGUUCAAGGGAAGCUUCAUACGUUGACUCUCCGGAAGGUGACCCUUGAAGACUCUGGCUCUGUCGUGUUCAAAGUGGGUCAGAAUUCAUCUGAGGCCCAGCUGACUGUGCAACCUUCACCAGUAAUCUUCAUCAAGCAGUUGGAGAACAUGGACGUCGAUGAGAACAAGAUGGCCAUCUUCCGUUGUGUCCUCUCCAAGCCCAGUAUCCUUGUGGAAUGGAGGAAAGGCUCAUCCACAGUCCAGCCCAGCCAGAAGUUUGAAAUUAAGGUGGAAGGAACUGCCCACACUUUGACCAUUCAUGAUGUGGUUCCGGAAGAUGCAGGAGAAUAUAGCUGUAGUACAGCUGAAAGAAAGACCACGGCCAGACUCAAGGUUAAAGCUCUCCCUGUGCUUUUCAAGCGCCAUCUCCAAAACAAAGAGGUGGAGGCAGGGAACACGGUGUCCUUGCACUGUGAGCUGACAAAGCCCAUGGCUCCGCUUGUCUGGAAGAGAGGGAAUGUUGUGCUGCAGGCAAGUGAAAAGUAUGAGCUCAGGCAAGAAGGGACCUUAGCGGAGCUCCUCAUUUAUGAUGUGGAAGCUCAGGAUGCUGGAGAGUACACCUGUGAUUCACGAGACCAACAGACAACUGCCACUGUACAUGUCAAAGUUCUGCCAGUGCUCUUUAAAAAAGAGUUGCAGAAUGUGGAAUCGGAAACGGGGGGGAAAGCCAUCCUGCACUGUGAGAUCUCCAAGCCUGACGCUCCCGUCGAGUGGAGAAAAGGCUCCUUAGUUCUUCAGCCCAGUGCCAAAUACGAGAUGCGGCGUAGCGGCACCAGCAUCGAGCUGAUCAUUCAUGAUGUGGAGCCUGAGGACUGUGGGCCAUACACUUGCAGCACGGGAGAUGAGCUGUCGACGGGCUCCGUUUAUGUACAAGAAGAGGAAGCACAGCUUGUUUCUGAGUUAAAGAACACGGACGUCUUUGCAGGCGAAUCAGCCACUUUCACUUGUCAGAUUUCACGCUCCGGCGUACAAAACAUACAGUGGUGGCUGGAUGGAUCCCCUCUUCAGAGCAGCCCUGUCAACGAAAUCUCUGUGCGAGAUGGGAAAAUCCACACACUCACUCUAAAGGACCUGGGGCCUAAUGAUUCAGGAGUUGUGACCUUCAGGGCAGGCCCCCUCAUAUCUUCCGCUAAAUUAUUAAUCAAAGAUCCAACCAUUGAGGUGGUCAGUCCUAUGCAGGACCUUUCCGUUGAUGAAGAUGGCACAGCAGAGUUCAUCUGCCAAUACUCUAGGCCUGUGGAAGCCACAUGGAAGAAAAAUGACCAGGAGGUUCGCGCUGAUGGCCAACGGAUUGCAAUCGAACAGGACUGGAACGUGGCCAAGCUUAGAAUCAAGCCUGCACUUCCAGGGGAUACCGGCAUCUACUCUUGUGAAGCUGGAGGCACCAAAGUGGUGGCUAUGCUUGAUGUUCAAGCCAAGAACACGAUUGUCCAAGGCUUAGAGAAUGUUGACGCCAUGGAAGGGGGUGAAGCUCUGUUUGAGUGUUACCUUUCCAAACCAGAGUGCUACAAUUAUAACUGGUUGAUUGAUGACGAGCCUGUCAAGACCUCUGAGAACAUUGAGAUGGUUUAUUUCGAAAAUGGACUCCGGCAUCUCCUCCUCCUGAAGAACCUCAAGCUCCAGGACAGCUGCAGGGUGACUUUCCAGGCUAGUGAUGUGGUGACAUCGGCAUUCCUGACCGUGAAAGGAUGGCGCCUGGAAUUCUUGCAGCCAUUAAGAGACAUCACAGUCACUGCUGGAGACCGAGCUGUCUUCAGCUGUAUUUUGAGUGAAGCAGUUCCGGUUAACGAGGUUGCUUGGUACAUCAAUGAUGUGGAUAUCCAAGUGGAUGAAAACUGGGAAAUCCAAGCAGAAGAGAAUAGCUUCAAACUCAUACUGAAGAAAGCUCAACCGCAUCACUCAGGGGAGGUGACGUUCGCAGCAAGGGAUGCCAUUGCUUCAGCCAAGUUGUCUGUCAUAGAACCUACAGUCACUCGACCUUUGGUUGACAAGUCUGUUGUGGAAGGGGAGAAGACUCGUUUAGAAUGUGAAUUAUCCCAAGAAGCCCAUGAUGUGGUUUGGUUCAAAGGCAAAGAACCAGUCCAGCCUGGAGGGAAAUAUGAAAUCAUCUCAGAAGGCAAAAAGCAGACACUGGUCAUUCAUGGUUUUAAAGUUGAAGAUCAAGCAUUAUACACCUGCAUGGCUUCUCCUGAUAUCAAAACAUCUGCCAGUCUUUCUGUUGAAGUGCCAGUCUUAAAAGAGGCUGCUGAGGAAGCACCCAAGUCUAAUGAGGUAGGUGAGAUAGUAGAUGAACAGGUGCAACCCAGCUUACCCCCUGAAGCUGCUCAGGAGGGUGACCUCCACCUCCUGUGGGAAGCUCUUACCAAGAAGCGCAGGAUGAGUCGGGAGCCAACGCUGGAUUCAAUCAGUGAAUUGCCAGAAGAGGACGACAAACUUCAGAAGCGGAAGAAGGAAGAAGCUGAGGUGAGCCAGUACUAUUCAGAGGACUAUUCUACUUGCGAUGAGUCGGCUAAAGCAGGAGAAGCAGACUUUUCUUUCACCAGUUCAGAUGAUGAGUCAAGAGCUGGGACUCCUUCCUUGAUUAACUACCUCAAAAAGGCUAGCUCCUCCACUGUCAGCAGCAAAAUCCAGACUGUCUCUGCGGUGAAAAUCUCUAAACAGUGGGAAAAGACAAACACUGAGCCAGCUCUUCCUGCUAAGCCAGCGGAACCAGAGAUUGUAGAAGGAGACGUGGAUGACCCUUCCAUGGCUCAGGCAGCUGUGAAAAUCCAGGCAGCUUUCAAAGGGUACAAAGUGAGAAAAGAGAUCAAACAGCAAGAAUGCCCAGUUUUUGGUGAGACUUUCAAGGAUUUCUCUGGAGAACCUGGAAGUACCCUCCAUCUUGAAUGUGUGGCCCAAAGCAAAACAGAUAUGAAGGUCCGUUGGUUAAAAGAUGGUGUUGAAAUUUCAGAUGGACGCCAUUAUCAUAUAGACAAUUACAGUGAUGGGACCUGUUCCCUGAUUAUCACGGGCCUGGAAAUGAAUGAUGUAGGCAAGUAUAUCUGUGAGGUAUCCAAUAAAUUUGGGAAGGUCUCUCACAGUGCCAAGGUGAUGGUUGGCAUCCCUCCACAAGCAGCAGCACGUAAGCACAAGCCUUCCAAAAAGAUUCCUGAGAGCGAAACAGAGAGCUCUUCUGGCAGUGAGUUGGACGAUGCCUUCCGUAAGGCAGGGAGGAGGCUUCACAAGCUGUUCAAAUCUAAGAUCUCCACGGAGAUUUCAGAUGUAGAGGAGGAACUCUUUGUCAGUGCAGAUGAAGGAGAGAUAGAAGUGGUGGACCACCAGACCUACCGUGAAGAUGAGAGAUACAUCUACAUCAAGUUUGAAAUUAUGUUGGAGGCCAAAACAGCUGCCAGCCGGUUUAGAGAAAUGUUUGCUGCCAUGGGUAUUCCUGUUGAGAUUGACAUCUUGGAUCAAGGUGCCAAAAAGAUAGAAUUGCGCAUCGGGAAAGCCACACCGCCUGCCCCAGGACAACUUGGGACAUUGGUGAAACGACCACCACCUCCAUUGCUAACAUCUGAUACUGCUCCUAUCUUCAUAACUGAACUUCAAAACCAAGAGGUGCAGGAUGGCUAUCCUGUCAGUUUCGACUGUGUUGUUAUUGGUAAACCAACCCCCACUGUCCGGUGGUUCAAAGACGGGAGAGUUAUUGAAGAGGAUGAUCAUUACAUGAUCAACGAAGAUCAGGAAGGCUGCCACCAGCUGAUCAUCACUGCUGUGGUCCCUCUUGACAUGGGCGUGUACCGCUGUUUGGCUGAGAACAGCAUGGGCGUCUCUUCAACAAAAGCUGAGCUACGAGUAGACUUGACCAGUACCGAUUAUGAUACAGCUGCAGAUGCAACAGAGACCUCAUCAUACUACAGUGCCAAAGGGUAUCUCUCCAGCCGAGAACAAGAAGGAGCGGAAUCCAUGACUGAAGAAGAGCAGCUGCCGCAGAUCCUGGAUGAGCUUCAUGAUAUUCAUGUAGCUCCUGGAGCACCCUUGGCCAAGUUCCACCUGAAGGUGAAAGGUUAUCCAGAGCCUCGACUCUACUGGUUCAAGGAUGGCCAGCCACUGCAUGCAUCAGACCGAAUCCUAAAGACAGACAAGAGAGAGUUUCAUGCCCUUGAAGUUCUCAGUGUCAGCAAGGCGGAUGCUGGUCAAUACUCUGUGUUUAUUCGCAACUCUGCGGGUUCUGCAUAUUCAGCAGCCCGGUUGCUCGUCAGAGGUGCUGGAGAGGACGAAGAGAAAGUAGAAAAAGCUGUUCAUGAGCAGCUGGUACCACCACGAUUCCUGGAAAGAUUUACCAACAAAAAAGUGAGGAAAGGUGUCAGCAUUACCCUUUCUGUCAAAGUUGAAGGUAGUCCUCCACCCUCUGUGACUUGGUUGAAGGAGGAGUCCCACGGAGAAGACAUCCUCUGGAUCAAGUCCGACACUCCGGGUUAUAAACUUGCUAGUUCCAAUAUGCAACAUAGUCUAAUCUUGCUGGAUGUGAAAAAGGGAUACAGUGGAAACUAUACCUGCAUUGCUUCCAAUAAGGCUGGCCAGUCGAUCUGCAGUGCCUCCCUAGAAGUUCUGGAUGUGAAAGAGGCUGAGAGUCUGACCCAGGAACGUGUGAUGGUGACAGAGGCUAUAAUGACCUCACUUGGGUAUGAAGAAGACAAGGAAAGGAAAGAACAUGGAGUUGGGGUUUCUCCUGAAGCUAGGAAAGGGGAAGGGGAAGCUGUGAGGAGCCAUAUUUCACUUGCCGAGGUUGGGACCGAGGAAUUUCUCCAGAAACUGACAUCACAGAUCACAGAAAUGGUGUCUGCAAAGAUAAGUCAAGCCACACUUCGAGUCCCUGGAGCUGACAGCGAUGAUGAAUCAAAAACACCAUCCCCAUCUCCACGACAUGGCAGGUCCAGACCUUCUUCAACGGUUCAAGAGUCGUCCUCUGAAUCUGAUGAAGGGGAUGCAAGGGGAGAGAUUUUUGACAUCUACAUGGUCACCGCUGACUACACGCCGAUGGGUGCUGACCGUGAAACCAUCACCCUGAAGGAUGGGCAAUAUGUGGAGGUCCUGGAUUCUGCUCAUCCUCUGAAAUGGCUGGUUAGGACCAAACCCACCAAGUCCAGCCCCUCCAGACAAGGUUGGGUGUCUCCAGCCUAUCUGGAUAAGAGGUUAAAGCUGUCACCUGAUUGGGGUGUUCCAGAAGUUCCAGAGUUCCCUGGAGAAUCUGUUUCAGAGGAUGAAUAUAAAAAGAAAUUGAGCCUCAUUAUUCAGAACCUUCUGAACUCAGAGGAGGAGUUUGUCAAGGACCUGCAAUUCCUCCAGACCCAUCAUAUUCAGUACACUGAGACCUGCCCUGGCGUCCCUGCUGCUGUUUCCAAUCAGAAGCUCAUUAUCUUCAGAAACAUCACUGAUGUCACUCACUUCCAUUCCAACACAUUCUUCCCAGAACUUCAGAAAUGUGACACCGACGAUGAUGUGGCGAUGUGCUUUAUUAAGAACGAGGGGGACUUUGACAAGUACAUCCAGUACCUCGUUGGGCGUAUACAGGCCGAGUCUGUUGUGGUCAGCAAAGCUGUUCAGGAGUUCUAUAAGAGAUAUACAGAGGAAAUAUUAUCCAGUGAAGACCCUUCGCAGCCACCUAUACUUCCUCUGCAACACUAUCUAGAGAGACCAAUAAACAGGAUCCAGAAGUAUCAGACUGUGAUCAAGGAGCUAAUCCGAAACAAAGCAAGGAGCAGCCAGAACUGUGCUCUGUUGGAGCAGGCUUACGCUAUUGUGUCUGCACUCGCUCGACGAGCAGAAAACAAUCUCCAUGUGUCACUCAUUGAGAACUAUCCAGGAACCCUAGAAAUCCUGGGGGAGCCCAUCCGACAGGGACAAUUCAUUGUCUGGGAAGGGGCACCUGGAGCCAGGAUGGCCUGGAAGGGUCACAAGCGACAUGUCUUCCUUUUCAAGAGUUACCUCCUAGUCUGCAAACCCAAACGAGAUACUAAGACGGACACUUACAGCUACAUCUUCAAGAACAUGAUGAAGCUGCCAAACAUAGACGUGAAUGAUCUUGUGGAAGGAGAUGACCGGGCAUUUGAAAUCUGGCAUGAGCGGGAAGACUCAGUCCGCAAAUAUCUGUUCCAAGCCAGGACUGUCAUCAUCAAGAAUUCUUGGGUGAAGGAAAUUUGCGGUAUCCAGCAACGCAUCAGCCUCCCUGUGUGGGAUCCGCCAGACUUUGAGGAGGAACUGGCUGAUUGCACAGCUGAGCUUGGUGAAACUGUCAAAUUAGCCUGUCGUGUAACAGGGACACCCAAGCCAAAUGUCUCCUGGUAUAAAGAUGGCAGGCCAGUGGAAAUAGAUCCUCAUCAUAUCAUCAUUGAAGAUCCCGAUGGUUCCUGCACAUUGAUCCUUGACAACCUGACAGGUGUUGAUUCUGGGCAAUACAUGUGCUAUGCUUCCAGCCCAGCUGGCAAUGCCAGUACCCUGGGAAAGAUCCUUGUUCAAGUGCCUCCCCGAUUUGUGAAUAAGGUUAAGCAUGCUUACUACGCUGAUGGAGAAGAUGCACAAUUUACGUGCACCAUUGAAGGAGCACCUUACCCACAGAUCAAGUGGUAUAAGGAUGGAAAUCUGUUGACAGACCCAAAUAAACACCAGAGUUUCAGUGAACCACGGAGUGGUGUUAUAGUCCUUGUGAUCAAGAAUGCAUGUAAGGAUGACCUGGGAUUCUAUGAGUGUGAGCUGGCAAACAGAUUAGGGACUGCAAAGAGUGGUGCUCAGCUCUACCACCAGAGCGCAGCGGCAUUGGCUCAAGAGAGGAGGCCGGAUCAAGCCAUCACAGUUGAAGUGGAACAGCAGGGAACUACUGGCAACAUUCCAGACAAAAGGGGGAAAUUACCCAGCCCAAGCACUGCUCAGAAGAACAUGCCUCUCCAGGAUGAUGGGAUUCAAGAGGACUCCGUUCCUAUUACAAGGGCUCCCCAAGUCAUGGAUGGAACACAGAGGCUCAGGAGUGAUGGAGCAGAUAUCAUCUGGGAUGUGCAGAGGCAAGUUUAUGUUGAGACCACAGAGCGAACCGGUGUCUAUAAAACGGUGGACAAGAGAGCAGCAAGCCCACCAUACAUGCAGGUGACAAUCGAGGAUGUGCUGGUCCGAUGUGGGGAGAUGGCAAAGUUUCAUGCUAUUAUUGAAGGAAAUCCCCAGCCAACCAUUGCAUGGUUUAAGGGUAUUUUCUUGUUGACAGACAGUGAAAGGAUCUAUCAGUUCAAUGAAGGCACAAGCUACUCUUUGGUUCUAUACAACACAAAACCAGAAGAUGGCGGUGUCUAUACUUGCAUUGCUAAAAAUACAGAAGGGGAGGUCUUAUGCAAAGCUGAACUAGUGGUGCAAGAAGACAAGAAAAGCCAGGAGGCAAAGAAACAGAGCACAAGAAGAAAGCUCCAUGCUUUCUAUGAAGUUAAGCAGGAAAUAGGAAGGGGCUCCUUUGGUUUUGUCAAGAAGGUUGUCCACAAAGACAACCGAGUGUCCUGCGCAGCCAAAUUUAUCCCCCUGCGAAGCAAAACAAGGGAUCAGACCUAUCAGGAGAGGGAUGUUCUAGCUACCCUCUCCCACGACAGGAUCACCCAGCUGCUGGAUCAGUUUGAAACGCGAAAAACGUUAAUCCUUGUUUUGGAGCUAUGCUCUAACGAAGAGCUCUUGGACCGGUUGUUCAGGAAGAAUGUGGUGACAGAAACAGAGGUCAAGCAAUAUAUUAAACAACUUUUAGAAGGUAUUGGAUAUCUCCAUCACAACCAAGUACUUCAUUUGGACAUUAAGCCCCCAAACAUCUUGAUGGUUUAUGAUGACAGAGACGAUAUUAAGAUCUGUGAUUUUGGCUUUGCUCAAAAGAUAAAUCCGGCUGAGCCUCAGUACAGUAAAUAUGGGUCUCCUGAAUUUGUCUCACCAGAAAUCCUUUCUCAGUCACCAGUAUCAAUGGCAUCUGAUAUCUGGCCUGUUGGAGUCAUUAGCUAUUUAAGUUUGACGUGCAAGUCUCCAUUUGCUGGGGAAAAUGACAGAACAACUCUGCUAAAUAUCCAGAAAGGGACAAUUUCAUGGGAUAUUCCUGAUUUUGUUCAUUUGAGUGAAGAAGCAAAGGAUUUUAUCCAAAAGAUACUACAGAAAUCUCCAGGGGCAAGGCCUAGUGCAACGGAGUGUCUCUCCCACAGAUGGCUUGUGCAUAAUCCUCCGCUUGAAGAAUCUCAUUUUAUUGACACGAAGCAGCUCAAAUUCUUUAUCUCUCGAAGCAAGUGGCAGCGCUCUCUUAUGAGUUAUAAAUCUGUGCUGGUAAUGCGACCCAUACCAGAAAUCCUGGAGAAAACUCACAAAAACACCUCUCUUGGCAUCUCCCGACAUCUGGUAGAAGAAAGCAGCUCUUCUAGCACCAGUGGAUCAUCUUCAGACAAUGAGAUUGCAGUCUCCCCGGGGAGAAAACACUUAGGUCCUACACCAGAAUUGCACUUUCCUGUGCUUGAGGAAUCAAGUGAUUCGGAAUAUCCACUUACAACCAAGGUUAAGCACACUGAAGCCAUGCUGUCACCAGUCAAGCCCACAAGACAUAAACAGAUUUCAGUGAAGAGAGAACUGGGUGAUCACCCCCUGCAAGAACGUGAAGAACUAAUGCCUUUAGAGGCAGGUGCUGCAGAAGGGUUUGACAUGGCUUCUUCGCAAGAUAAAGCUUAUUUGUUGCUACCUGAAGAUGGUAAAAUGGAAAAAGUUGGAGAUGAAGUGGGAAGGUCCCCAGGAUGUGUCCCCCGACAUAGUGUGAUAAAAAGUACUUUCUACAGUCAGCUACCCGAGGGCCUUCCAAAGGGACCAUCAUCACCAGGUAAAGAUCAUAGGAAACACUUAGAAAAAGCAAAGAGGACCUAUAGGAAAGCAGGGUAUUCCAAAUCCGCAUUAAGUGGCCUGCGUGAACCCCUUCUAGAGCAGUUUGAAUUUGGAGAGGAAGGAGGAGGAAUAUCUGGUGAUGAAGAAACCGAAAAGUUCAGAGAAGGUGGGGCCGGACCCUUGACCAAAUCGGCUUCUUUUGAUACGGCUCAGAAAUCACCCCGGGUCACUUUCCAGGUUUCCAGCAGAAGCCGUUCAUUGGAUGAUUACAGGAUGCGAGCAACAAGUUUUGCCGAGGAGCAAUACAUUGAGGAAGAAGAAAGCGAAUCAAUUCCCCCAAGAAGUCCUGACCAGGUAGCCCAUCAGUAUCAUGCUUCUGAGGCUGGCAGCACAGCCAGCUCUGAAAAGUCUUUUACAAAGGGAGGCGCCACAGAAAUGGGCAAGGAGGAGCAGCAAGCUGGGAAAGAGGGUUUGGUUCAGAAACUACAGGUGAAGAAGAUUCCUGUUCUUCCAGGAGCUGAGGGCAUGGCUGAAUAUAAAGGAGGGCUGUUACAGCAGCCACCCAAAGCUCCCUUGCACAAGGACGCAGUGCCUGGCUUUCCAAAGGAAGAAAGCGCCACUUUGACUAUUUCACAAUUGGAGACAAUCCCAUUGGUUUCUCAUGAUGGUGAGAGAGGAGAGUCUCUCUUUGAUGAAGCAAAACUGACUUCUAGCCAGAGCAAAAGACCUGGGGUUUUUCAAGGUGAAAGCCCUGUUCUUCUAAAGCCUGCCCCUGUUCAAGGGACUUUUAAAAGUGGGGACCAGUUACCUCAGAUGCCUUCUGUUCAGAGUGGGGUACAACAAGCUGUUAAGGCAGAUGGUAAGAGUCCACAAGCCCAGGCGGUGCCUGUUGGUGCAGGCCAUUUGCCUGUACAUCAAAAGCCUUCUGUUUCCACUGAAGUGAUAGCUGCUGUCCCACACGGUAGAAGUUCAAGUAUUCCUACCUCACAAGCAGUAGCUUCUGCUGUAUCAGUCUCUGGGAAGAAAGAUCAGAAAAUUCAGAAGCCUUCAGCACCCAGUUUGGCAAAAUCUGCUGUGUCAGUAGGAAAGGGUCCUGAAAGUUCUCAAGCGAAAACUGCCUCAGUUUCGAUCUCUGAAGAUGGAAGCCAGAAGCCCUUAUACCAAACACCUACCAUGCACAGUGGAGUGAAGCCUGUUACAGAAGGCAGAGGCCCUGUUUGUUUAGAGGCUGUGCCUGUCCCUAAGGGAGAGAGCCAACACAUUCUACAGAAGAAGCCUUCUGCUUACAAUGAGGUGGUUUCUGGUGUCCUGAGAAGCACAAGUUCUGUUAUUCAAGCUGCUUCCCAAGUAGAAACUGCCCCUAUAUCAAUAUCUCAUGAAGAAAGCCAAAAAAGGUUGUUUCCAAAGUCUUCCUUUUAUAGUGAAGCAGUGCCUGUUCUUAGUGAAACUAGAAGCCACCCUCAACAAACAGAAACUGUCCAAAAGUUGAUCCAUGAGGGGGAAGACCUUAAACAUCUGCACCAGAGGUCUUCUGUUCCAACAGAGCAGAAGACUGAUGCCUUUGAGGGAGAAAGACAACCUAGCCUAACUACUUCUCAAGCAGGCCCGGUUAUAGUUUCUGCAAGUAAAAGUCAGGAAUGUGGGCCUGAGAAACCUUCAGUACACAGUGAGAUAACUUCUGAUGUCCUGAAGGGCAAAAGGCCACAUAUGUCAAUGGCUUCACAAGCCAAAACAGUUCCCACUUCCGUCUUCAGAGCUGAAAAUGAUGAGCUCCUUCAUCAUAUGCCAUCUGCUCCCAGAGAGCCAAAAUCUACCAUGCGGAGGGACCAAGGAACAUCUGUUCCAGUCAUGUCCCCAUAUUCAGUCUCUGGGGGAGAAAGCCCGAUCACUCGAAGGAAAACUCCAGCUUUCAUUUGUGAAGGAAGAAUCAUGGAAGACAUAUAUCAGAAAUCUUCCGUUUACAGUGAUACAGAGGCUGAAGCUCUGGAGAACUUAGUGGAUGAGAUGGUUUGCCUUUCAGAAGAGAUGAAUAUUUUGGCAGAGUCGGUUUCUGAGCAAGAGGGAUCCAGAAGGCACAUGUCCCCACCAAGGGAGCUGUUCUACCAAGGUCCACCUGGGCAAGCAAUGCGACCAGCAACCAGGUAUCUGGUACGAAGAGGAAAAAGAGAAGGGGGCAUUGGUUUAGCUGAUCCCUCAGAAGUAGAUGUUAUAUAUCCUGGAGAAGAAGAUUAUUUUGGUGUGCCACCUUUCAUGAGUAAGAAACCUCGAAUGGAUUAUGCAGGUACAGAAAUGUCAUGGCCAUCUCAGUUUGCUAGCUCUGAUUUUGGGGACAGAUUUGGCUAUGACUAUGGUAGCCAAGGAAGUGGUCGUAUGUACGAAAUUGCCCUGGUGCAGAUUCAAGACCUUUACGGCGACUUUCCUCGUCCAGACAGCAAGACAGCAAAAUAUGACAUCUCUGAAGUGGAACCUGCCUUCCUUAACCUCCAUGAACUCUAUGACAUUGUGUAUUACCCAUUUGAGUUCCUCAGCUUCAGAAAAGCUCCCGAGAAACUGCCCAGCAAAAGACGUUUGCCUUUAGGCGAAAAGGCAAAGUUGCCACUGGAGUCAAAAGCUCAUUCUCAUCAGGAGAAAAAAAUGUGCAUCAGGAAGGACAGCUUGCAAAGUGGUGCUGUGAGAGAAGCUCCCAGAGAUGAAGAUGAACCCACGUUGAUGCAAGAGUCGAAACAAGCCAAAGCACCCCGAAUGGGGAAAAGGUCCGACUCAGAAGGCGAUAUACCAGUUGGGUCUCAGCAAAUGUAUGGUCUCCCGGAAGAUCCAACUGGAAAGCGGAGGGGUUCUUUGCAAAGCAGACUGGGGCUCUUAAAACCUUUUGUCAGAUCUCAGUCAAUGGAGUUUGUAGAGCAAAGCCUAAAGAAGAAGAUGAAAGCAUCAGUCUCUCACUUGUCAAGAAUGCUGACAAGAAAGUCAUCCUCUGAUGGGGAAAGCCGAGAAGACUCUGAGGAGCGGAGGGGUGACCUACAGGAGAGGACGUCCUUGACAGAAGCUUCCGGACAUAUGAAGAAGAAAAUGGGGUUCCCUUCAUUCACACUCCCAAGCCUCAAAACCAAGGAGAAAGCACCUUCUUUUGUAGAAGAGCUCAGUGACCAGACAAUCGCCCUAGGGCAGUCUGUGACAUUGUCCUGCCGGACAUCUGCCCACUCAUCUCCUCACAUUGAAUGGUUCAAAGAUGGGGCAGCCAUUCGCAGCACGGAUCGGAUCUUGAUCUCAUCCACGCUCAGACACUUCCAGCUCUUAACGAUACUAGCAGCUACAGCAGAUGAUUUCGGCAUGUACACGUGUGUGGCCACCAACUCCCAGGGCACAGUUUCCACCUCCUGCAUAAUAAGGAAAGCAGAGGCACCUUCCAAUCCACCAUCUCCUGAUAUUGUGGAGAUCCUUGAAGAUGGAGUUCGGCUAGCCUGGAAACCGGUGGAGCUGAACACCCUUGUGACGUACUCUGUGUUGUGCAAGAAGGAAGAUGGGGAAUGGAAGACUGUGGCCAGUGAUAUCGCCGACUGCUGCUACACGGUCGAACAUCUCCCUCGGGGCUUAGUGUGCUCCUUCCGGAUCGCCUGCGUCAGCAAGGCCGGUGUGGGUCCAUACAGCAACCCAUCUGCCAAAGUGAAAAUUGGUGAAAAGGAUCCAGCAGCAUUUGAGUCUCCUGACCUAGAUGAUGGCAGCAUGACGGCUCCAGCCCAGGCGACGCAGCACCAAACCUACGCCUUCCAGACAGAGAUCAAAAGGGGACGCUUCAGCAUCAUCAAGCAGUGCAGAGAGAAGCUCAGCGGAAAUGCCCUGGCAGCCAAAAUAAUCCCCUACAGGCCAGAAGACAAGGAGGCUGUGCUCCAGGAGUACCACGUCCUGAGGAAGCUCCAGCACACCAACAUUGGGCAGCUGCAGGGGGCCUACGUGAGCCCACGCCACCUGGUGCUGAUUGUGGAACUUUGCGUUGGGCCUGAGCUGCUGCAUGCCUUGGCCAGAAGGUCAUCCUAUUCGGAGGUGGAAGUCAGAGACUAUCUGUGGCAAAUUCUCAGUGCUGUCGAGUACCUCCAUGCUCAGAAUGUCCUGCACUUGGACCUGAGGUCUGAAAAUAUGGUUAUUACUGAGCCAAAUCUGCUUAAACUCCUGGACUUUGGCAAUGCACAGUUCUACACACCAGACAGAGUCAUUACCUUGGAUGGGUGCACAGACUAUGUGGAAACUAUGGCUUCAGAACUCCUGUCCGAUAAAGGAGCUGUUCCUCAAACUGACAUCUGGGCAAUUGGUGUAACAGCGUUCAUCAUGCUGAGUGCUGAAUACCCCAUCAGCCCUGAGGCUGCCUGUGACUUUGGGAGGUUUGUCAAGCGAGAUAAAAUCAAGCUCAACAAAUGUUACGCCGGGCUUUCUGGAGGAGCCGUCUCAUUCCUCCAAAGCACACUUUCAUCUAAUCCAUGGAGGAGGCCAUCAGCAGCUGAAUGCCUUCAGUCCCCCUGGCUGCAGGAGACAGGCCUGGAUGAGAGGCAGCAAGCCACAGUUACUUUCUCCCCCACCAAGUUGCGGAACUUUUUAGCCGAGCGGGAGAGAAAAAGGGCCCUGCUUUGUUCCAAGUAUGGCCUGAUGACUGUGUAGUAAACCACAUGCAGACACGAGGGCCGUGAGGUUCUCUUCCAUCCCUGCAUCCCACUCACUGCUAAGAAUGUUUGACUGGUGCCUAAUUUAUUCUUAUUUUUUACUUCUGGACUGAAACGGGAUGGGCAGCUUCUUCUGCCGUUUGAGGUGCAGAUCGGCUGAAUUAGAGCGUUGUGGCUAAUGUGUAUAUUUCUGACAUACGCAAUUACAAGAAUCCAUGUGUCGUCAUGAAUGAGGAGGACACCAAGUCAAAGUUCAUGGACAGGUUUUAUUUAUCUUACAAGUGUGUGUUUCUGAAACUAUUAUUGUGGAGUGGAACAACUGUGGUUAAUACGGGCAGGAGGAAGUGAAAUGGGUUUCAACUAGAGGAAGAAGGCAGGUUAAGCAUUAUGGGAAACUUCUGUCCCUGUUCAACAAUGGAAUGAAAGCUGCCAAACGAACUUAUGGAAUUUCCUUUCUUGGAUUUGGUUUUGUUUUUAAAGGAGAUACUAGUCUGGACAGGAGCCACUUUCAGAGGAUGCUUUAAGCUAUCAAGUUUUAGGAUUAUGUUGCAUGUCCUGUUACACCCUUUCCAGGCUGUGAUUCAAAAGUGAAACUAUGUAAGCCCUUGGAAAUUUUUUAUGAUUUCUUAAUGACUUGAAAAUCAUCACCUGAAAUAGUGGGUAGGAGCUUGUCUUAAAAAAAAACACAAAAACUUUCUUUCCGUGCUUUGUAGGAUUUUUACAUCCAAAGUUUUCAAAUGUAACUCCACACUCAUGAGAAGUCCCUUAGAGAAUGUUUGGGGAGCACCAGGGUUCCUAAUGGAAUCUGAUAGCCCAGAGGAACAAUCUUGGCUGUUUGAUAAAGCAAUUCCUCAUUAAAUGCAAUUGGACGCUAAUCUAUAAUUUAAAAAAUGUCCCCCCCUUAUUGCUGUGGAAAUCAGAUCUGGUAAGCUGGAACAGCCAAGAUCAAAUAAGUGCAUUCCAAGCUGGCGGAGUCUUCCUUGUUUGGGUUGGCAGUGGAGUUGGCCUACAGGGUUGGCAUGUUGCAUAUGUCCCUGUGGCAACCCUACAUGUCCUGUACCACAGAAAAAUCUUAUUUCAAAAAGGUAAGCCUUACCCUUCCAUCAGUUGUUGCUGUCAGGAGAGGAGAGCUGGUCUUGUGGUAGCCAGCAUGACUUGUCCCCAUAGCUAAGCAGGGUCUGCCCUGGUUGCAUAUGAAUGGGAGACUUGAUGUGUGAGCACUUCAAGAUAUUCCCCUCAGAGGAUGAAGCCGCUCUGGGAAGAGCAGAAGGUUUCAAGUUCCCUCCCUGGCAGCAUCUCCAAGAUAGGGCCAAGAAGGAUUCCUGCCUGCAACCUUGGAGAAGCCGCUGCUGCCAGUCUGGGAAGACAAUACUGAGCCAGAUAGACCAAUGGUCUGACUCAGUAUAUGGCAGUUUCCUAUGUUCCUAUGUUCCAGAUUAGUUUCAAAAUUCUUGAGGGAUGGUGUGGCCAGUUACUUAAAAUAAACACAAUAAUUAAAGUGGAACAUACUUGCUACAAUUACAGAAAAUUUAAGAUGAUGUGUUGAGGCUGAUGUAAAUGCAUCUUUAAUGCUUCUGAAUGACACAAGGGGAGUGUGGAAUAAAUGGAGUCGGGAGACAGAAUAUCAUUAAGUGAAAUCUGUAAUGCUGAAUGCACCUGUUUGACUGCUUCAGGGAUGCCUGCUUUUCUGUUGGGGUUCAAGGGCAUCAUUUCUCCAGUGGAACCACAGAAGCAAGAGAUACCACCGACAUCCUGUGAGCUCUCUCUUGCUUUAAGGUCCCGUUAAUUCCUGGUGGCUGGAAAGUCAGAAACAUCUCCUUGUGCGCAGUCUCCACAGGUAAAGAGAUUUGUCCACAUAGGAGAAUCCUUCAUAGUCUUAUUAUCUGAACAAGUCCUUGGAAACUUUUGCUCUAACACAGGUAGGGCUGUCUUGUAGUCCUGGGUGUCUUUUUGGCAAAAAAAAAACAAGGCUUGGCUGCAAUGCCAUUCCUUCUGAAGUACAAUUGUAAUCUAAUCUGCAAUAAAGUGUUCUUUGUUCCACUGCUGAAUUCAGACUUGGCAUGCUGCUCCUGGCAGAACAGUCAAAAGUAAAUGAUGUGUUCCAAGCCUGCUGGUUUUAACUUGUCGAGUUGGCAAUGUGUGUGGCCAGUCGUUCAGAGAAGCCAAAUGACUGGCAACCUUCUGAUUUUCUCCCAUUUAGGAGGCUAAACAAUCCAUUGAUCAGCGUGCUCUUCAGAGUUGCAUUACUUGCUUUGCUAUCUAUCUUGCAGCAUGCUAAGUUCAUGGAACUGGUUGGAUCAUGUUCUAAACUGCUGAGAAGGGGCAGUUCCAUGGACUUUGGUGAAAGUCUCUAUCUGCUGAUAAUCUAGUGCUAUUGAAGGAUGAUGCAACUAUUUAGGUUGUUAUUUUAGGAUGCAAUAAAACCCAUCACUUCAGUGUCAAACACUGUCAACUUCAUAGACAGAAAUGCUGGCUCAAACGCAUACAGAGCACAGGUCCUUAUGACAAUGCUUCAACAGUGCUGAGAACUGAAGUGUGGUUUCCAAAGGUAUUUUAGACGGAGCAUCCCAAUAUGUUUGACUCAGUGCCCCAGAGGAACUUGAAUCAGGCUGGAAAAAAUAGACUGUGGAGCUUUGAAUUGCAGAAUAAGUCGUUUCCAUCUAGUGCAAAGACUCUCAGUACUGAAACUAAAUUAGCUGCAUUACCAGAAUAUUCCUUGGAACAUUCAUACCUGCAAGAUGAGAGUCUCCUUUUCAGGGAAGGAAAGAGUUGCCAUAAAACACCCCUGGACUUAGGCACUUGCUAUCUUUGAAAUGUUGCUGCGGUUUAACUGUUUGAGCUUCUAUGUGAAGGGGAAACCAAUCACCAUGUGUGAAGGGAAAAUGUUUUUAUUUUAAGAAAGGAUUGUUUUAAAAAUCUAAGCAUCUGGACUCAUUUUUGUUCUUAUGUAUAUGAUGUGAAUGGAGUGAUACUGUUCCUCUCCUGUUUGCAUGCAUUUUGAGCAUGACUGAAGAUACUGAUGAACACGAUGCUGUUCUCUUAAAUAAAUUAUUUUAAUAAAGAGUU